Molecule: messenger RNA, 921 nt
Organism: Sungouiella intermedia
Lineage: Eukaryota; Fungi; Ascomycota; Pichiomycetes; Serinales; Metschnikowiaceae
Source: the annotation of a GenBank genome assembly
AUGUCUAUUGCAUUUCACCGCUUAUGUGCUCCUCAACUAUGUCCGAAUCGGAGUAGCAUCAUCAAUUCCACAACCGGCUUGUUUGCAAAACGAUUUGCUUCAACAUCGUCCAGAAGAGUCGUUGAGCACUCCCAUUACGAUCUUCAUGCUUGGCCAAGGGCCAAAAAGCCGUCUCCGCACGAAAUAUUCAACAUUCUAGGUGGUGAGGGAGAUUUUGCUAACCGCCAGGAAUACGAGAAAUCCGUUAAAUCCACCUACCAGAAAUUCGUGAAAGUGUACCAUCCGGAUGUGUGCUCUAACCACGAUGUGGUGGAACGCGGACAUUCGUUGCUGGUGGAACAGAAAAGACAGAGGUUUGAUGAUAUCCAGAACGCAUAUGAGAUCUUGAGGGAUCCCAGCAAGAGUAGUGCCUACAGAAAGUACCAGACAACAUCAUGGGAUGACUACCAGCGCGGUAAAACUGGCUCUUUUGACGCGUACCGCAUGGCCAACGCCCACAGAAAGAAAUAUGCCUAUGAGAAUGACCCCAAGUUUUGGCACGCAGCAACCUGGGAGGAUUAUUACCAGAUGCGGUACGGUCGGGCUGCUCCAACACGUGAGGAGUGGGAAAAGAACAAAUGGAAUAUAUUGUGGAAGGUUCUAGCGGUAGCUUCUGUGGUUGUAGUGUUACAGAUAAUGUUGGCACUCGAAAGAACACAUGAGUUCAACAGGCAAACUCGCCUAAUGAAUUUGAGAGCAAACGCCGAUCUCGCGGACGCAUAUGAUAAUUAUGGUGAGAGCCGCAGUCAGUUCCAACGGAUUCGGAGGUUCUUGUUGUAUAGACGACUGGCCUUGGAGUCUAGAGACGACCAGGAACUCAGACAGGAGGAAUCAGACAUGUUGACAAACUAUGCGAAGCAGCGGGUGUCAAAAUUGGACUAG